Plodia interpunctella (Indianmeal moth) is the source of this 2372-nucleotide messenger RNA. RefSeq names its product antichymotrypsin-2-like. The transcript has 9 exons. Lineage: Eukaryota; Metazoa; Arthropoda; Insecta; Lepidoptera; Pyralidae. The record is from RefSeq and is a predicted model, not a curated record. The coding region runs from base 750 to 2009 and encodes 419 amino acids. Gene Ontology annotation, molecular function: serine-type endopeptidase inhibitor activity.
UAGUAAUCAACUAACCAUUAGUGUGCACAUUUUUCUCAACAGGCUAAGCAAAAUCCUGUUCACAAAUAUGUGUUAUAAUAUGCCAAUCUAGCGAAUAUAGUAAUUUUUUAAAUACCUUUAUGAGGUAUUUAUUUAACAUACCUACACUUUUUCACGAUAUUCUCAGUAAUAUGGAUGAUGGAAUCCUAUAUCAACUUCUAUGAAAAAUCGAGUCACAAGUCCGAUCAGUUGAUCCGUGAAUUUGUAUGCGAGAGCAAAAAAAUUGUGUCAUUAUUUAAUUAGUGAAGAUCGUUUUCUCGCCCAACACAAAUUCUAUAUCAAUAAAAUACCUAUUAUCUAAGCACAUCUAUCUCGCUCUCUAUCGUACUGUGUGUGUGUCUAAACACAUAUUUCAAUACAAUAAAUUCGAAUCGCAUAAUUCUAGUUUUAUCCGAUCCGAACUCUAAUUUUAGGUGUAGCACUUAAGUAUUGAAAAUUAGAAAUAUAUAGUCUGCCUACAGUAUAAAAAAUAAUAUAUAUCUACGAGUCUGACGUCGCUUUACCUGCCUGUGUAAUUGUGCCUGAAUAAAAGUGAGUAUCUGACUGUAAAAUCGAUUUUACAUUCAAUUCGAAUGCAACGAGGUAAUGAUAUUUGAAAUUAGUUAUGUUCUUAUCUUUGAUGAUGACAAAAACUGCAAUUACUAAAGAAAGAUGCUGAGCGCAUUUGUUUAAGAAAACUUGUGUAAAAAUAAGGACAAAAAUUAAAAAGGAUGACAAUAAUGCUAUUGAGCUCAAAAGUGUUAAAGAUCUGUCUCAUAAUGUCAUUAAUCCUAUCCGCCACAUCAAAUAAAGAUGAUACCCUUGAAUCUAAAAGUAUUGAUAGUACUGGCGACUCCCUCGAAGACAAAUCAUCUCACGGUAGUAGGUUAGAAUUGGACCUAACGGGUACGCUGAGGCAGACGUUUGUCUAUCACAUGGGUCUAAUGGACACCCGCACAAGCGCUGUUUGUUCUCCUAUAUCGGCCCUCUUGCCCCUGGGCAAACUGGCCAUGGGCUCAAGCAGUAGAAGAUAUGAAGAGUUCAAACAGGCUGUAGGAUAUAGACGAAGCAAGGUUGUCAGUAAGUUCACGGCCGUAAUGUCAAAACUGAACCAUAUAUCUGGUAGAGUGCAGUUGACAAUAGCAAGUAGAUUAUAUGUAUCCAAAGACUACAGUUUGAGAUCUUCAUUCCACGAGCGUGUGAGGCACAUAUUCAAGUCAAGUUGUGAACGGGUCGAUUUUAGAAACGGUGUUGAAACAGCUAAGAGCAUUAAUAGAUGGAUACAUUCGGAAACAGACGGAGUAAUCAAAGAUCUAAUAAAACCUGGCGAAAUAGAUAAAGAAACUUCCCUUCUUAUAACAAACGCCAUCUAUUUUAAUGGUCGAUGGAAAGAUAAAUUUAAUGACAUCCACGAUGCCGUAUUUUACACUCCAAGUCGAGACAAACUUGUCAAAUUGAUGUCAAGAAUAGGAGAUUACAAUUACGUAAAAAGCGACAAGUUACACGCUGAGAUUGUAGAAAUUCCGUAUUCGGGCAACGAUGUGUCAUUUAUUGCGGUACUACCAAAUGAAAGACAAGGACUGGCGUCGGUGCUGCGUAGCUUGAUGGACUCGCCAAAACGUUUAAACGAAGAAAUGUCGAAAAUGAGACAGCAACGUAUGAGUGUCUCCAUCCCGCGGUUCAAAAUUAAAUCAGACCUUGAUUUGGCGGCUUUAUAUUAUAAGAUUGGUAUGAAAGAUAUAUUUAAAAAAGACAACAAAGUAUUGACCAAGGUGUUAAAAAAUCAUCGUGUACAUGUGUCGAGAGCUGUUCAUGCGGCGGUCAUUGAAGUCGACCAGUACGGAACUGAAGGUGCUUCCGUAUCAGCUAUACAAGUAGUGGCAGUAUCUGCACCAUACGUUGAGAGACGAUUCAGAGCCGAUCAUCCAUUUCUGUUCUUUGUGAUCGCUAAUGAUGAACAGUUGUUUGGCGGUAUUUACACCGGCGAAUGAUUAAUUUAAAACCUAAUAUAAUAUCAGGAAAUGUUUUUUAUUAACAAUGUUUGGAGUGGAUUGCACCAGUCGACUUUAACAUUAACUUCGACUUGCGCCAUUUUGUCUAAAAGUCGGUUGUGCAGGUUAAAGUCAACGUCAAAGUAGACUGGUGCUUCAUCCUAUGUCUCACUGGGCAAUGAUUUUGUUAUCUUUAAAGCUCCUAUUUAACAUGAAACUAGUUGGACAAAAAUCCCUUUAAAAUUUUCGCACUUCUUUCAAUACACAAUAUUCUUUAGACCUGCCCCAAGGUUCCUCUUGCCUAGUUCCAUUUUAGCUUUGCAUACUUAUAUCAUAUGUAAUGUAGUUAACACAUAAUUGGGA